GUCCGGUUCGCGUCAUGCCGAGCCUCCCGGCCCCGCCGGCCCCGCUGCUGCUCCUCGGGCUGCUGCUGCUCGGCUGCCGGCCGGCCCGCGGCGCGGGCCCCGAGCCCCCUGCGCUGCCCAUCCGCUCCGAGAAGGAGCCGCUGCCCGUUCGGGGAGCGGCAGGCUGCUCGUUCGGCGGGAAGGUCUAUGCCUUGGACGAGACGUGGCAUCCGGACCUGGGGGAGCCCUUCGGGGUGAUGCGCUGCGUGCUGUGCGCCUGUGAGGCACCUCAGUGGGGUCGCCGUGGGAGGGGCCCUGGCAGGGUCAGCUGUAAGAACAUCAAACCCGAGUGUCCAACCCUGGCCUGCGGGCAGCCGCACCAGCUGCCAGGACACUGCUGCCAGACCUGUCCCCAGGAGCGCAGCAAUCCGGAGCAGCAGCCGUCGGGCCUGUCCGAGUAUCCCAGGGACCCGGAGCACCGCAGUUACAGCGACCGCGGGGAGCCAGGUGCUGAGGAGAGGGCGCGCGCUGACGGCCACACGGACUUCGUGGCGCUGCUGACAGGGCCGAGGUCGCAGGCGGUAGCACGUGCCCGAGUUUCGCUGCAGCGCUCGAGUCUAAGAUUCUCCAUCUCCUACCAGCGGCUGGACCGCCCCAGCAGGGUUCGAUUCUCAGACUCCAUGGGUAGCAUCCUGUUUGAACACCCUGCAACCCCCACCCAAGAUGGCCUGGUCUGUGGGGUGUGGCGGGCAGUGCCUAGGUUGUCUCUGCGGCUCCUUAAGGCAGAACAGCUGCAUGUGGCACUUGUGACACCCACUCAUCCUUCAGGGGAAGUCUGGGGGCCUCUCAUCCGGCACCGGGCGCUGGCCGCAGAGACCUUCAGUGCCAUCCUGACUCUGGAAGGCUCACAACAGCAGGGAGUAGGAGGCAUCACCCUGCUCACCCUCAGUGACGCGGAGGACUCCUUGCAUUUUCUGCUUCUCUUCCGGGGGCUGCUGGAACCCAGGAGUGGGGAACCAGCUCAGGUUCCUUUGAGGCUCCAGAUUCUACACCAGGAGCAACUACUUCGAGAGCUCCAGGCCAACGUCUCAACCCAGGAACCAGGCUUUGCUGAGGUGCUGCCUAGCCUGACAGGCCAGGAGAUGGACUGGCUGGUGCUGGGGGAAUUGCAGAUGGCCCUGGAGAGGGCUGGUGGGCCAGAGCUGCGCAUCAGUGGACACAUUGCUGCCAGGCAGAGCUGUGAUGUCAUGCAAAGCGUCCUCUGUGGGGCUGAUGCCCUGGUCCCAGUCCAGACGGGUGCUGCUGGCUCUGCCAGCCUUGCAUUGCUAGGAAAUGGCUCCCUAAUCUAUCAGGUGCAAGUGGUAGGUACCAACAGUGAGGUGGUGGCCAUGACAUUGGAGACCAAACCUCAGCGUAAGAAUCAGCGCACAGUCCUAUGCCAUAUGACUGGACUCCAGCCAGGAGGACACACGGCUGUGGGUGUCUGCCCUGGACUGGGUGCCCGAGGGGCUCAUAUGCUGCUGCAGAAUGAACUGUUCCUGAAUGUGGGCACCAAGGACUUCCCAGAAGGAGAGCUGCGGGGACACGUGGCUGCCCUUCCCUACAGUGGGCACAGCACCCGCCAUAAUACAUUGCCGGUGCCCCUGGCAGGAGCUCUGGUGCUGCCCCCCGUGCAAAGCCAGGCAGCAGGGCAUGCCUGGCUCUCCCUGGAUACACACUGCCACUUGCACUAUGAAGUGUUGCUUGCAGGGCUUGGUGGCUCAGAGCAGGGCACUGUCACUGCCCACCUCCUUGGGCCUCCUGGGAUGCCAGGGCCCCGGCGGUUGUUGAAAGGAUUCUAUGGCCCAGAGGCCCAGGGUGUGGUGAAGGACCUAGAGCCUGAGCUGCUGAGGCACCUGGCACAGGGCACAGCCUCCCUGCUGAUCACCACCAAGGGCAGCCCCAAAGGGGAGCUUCGAGGGCAGGUGCACAUCGACAACCAAUGUGAAGUGGGCGGCCUGCGCCUGGCUGCAGCUGGGGCCGAGGGGGUACAGGCUCGGGGCCUGGUGGCUCCUGAUGCAGCAGUAGCCCCGCUCUCUGCGCUGCCCUCUGGGCCUGGCCCAGAGGCCCCAUUGCCAGUCAAACCUGGCGGCCCAGCACGGCCCCGAGACCCAAUGUGCUUCUUCGAGGGGCACCAGCGCCCCCACGGGGCUCGCUGGGCUCCGAACUAUGACCCCCUCUGCUCACUCUGCACCUGCCAGAGGCGAACAGUGAUCUGUGAUCCCGUGGUGUGCCCGCCGCUGAGCUGCCUGCAUCCAGUGCAGGCACUGGACCAGUGCUGCCCCGCGUGCCCGCAGAAACAAGAUGGCAGAGACCUGCCAGGGCUGCCAAAAAGCCGGGACCCAGGAGAGGGCUGCUAUUUUGAUGGUGACCGGAGCUGGCGGGCAGCGGGUACCCGGUGGCACCCCGUCGUGCCCCCCUUUGGCUUAAUUAAGUGUGCUGUCUGCACCUGCAAGGGGGGCACUGGAGAGGUACACUGUGAGAAGGUGCAGUGUCCCCGGUUGGCCUGUGCUCAGCCUAUCCGUGCCAACCCCACUGACUGCUGCAAACAGUGUCCAGUAGGAUCAGGGGCCCAACCCCAGCUGGGGGAUCCCAUGCAGGCUGAUGGGCCACGUGGCUGUCGCUUUGCGGGACAGUGGUUCCCAGAGAGCCAGAGUUGGCAUCCCUCAGUGCCCCCCUUUGGAGAGAUGAGCUGUAUCACCUGCAGAUGUGGGGCAGGGGUGCCCCACUGUGAGCGGGAUGAUUGUUCACUGCCACUAUCCUGCGGCCCGGGGAAGGAGAGUCGAUGCUGCUCCCACUGCACAUCCCGACAGCCAGGCCCUGAGACCAGGUCCAUUCCAGAGCUGGAGAAAGAAGCUGAAAGCUCCUAGGGAGCAGCCAAGGCCUCAUGACCAAGAGGACGGGGCCUGAGCUGGGGGAAGGGACAGCGCUGAGGACCCUGCACCCUCCUGUGGGAAAACCCUGUGCCUUUGGCUCCUCUGUUUUGCCUCUUCUCCCUCCCCACUACCUCUGGGAACCACAACUCCACAAGGGGGAGAGGUGGCCAGUUCAGACCAAGGCCAUAUCCACUCCAAAUCCUGCCCUAUUACCCUCUGGCCUCUGCCUGGGAAACCCAAUCCCUUUCCUUCUGUACAUAAUGUCACUGGCUUGUUGGGAUUUUUAAUUUAUCAUUACUCAGCACCAAGGGUCCCCUCACACACUUCUGCUGUCCCUGAGCUGAGCAGAGUCAUUAUUAGAGAUUUUUGUAUUUAUUAAAACUUUUUUUUUUUUUUUUUGGUCUCUGGGCUCAAGGUGGACUCUUUGUGGCCAGGGA
Castor canadensis (American beaver) is the source of this 3331-nucleotide messenger RNA. It is a transcript of the gene Chrd, whose product is annotated as chordin. The record is from RefSeq and is a predicted model, not a curated record. Gene Ontology annotation, biological process: dorsal/ventral pattern formation; negative regulation of BMP signaling pathway; multicellular organism development. Gene Ontology annotation, molecular function: BMP binding. Lineage: Eukaryota; Metazoa; Chordata; Mammalia; Rodentia; Castoridae.